UGGCCUACAUCCUCAUUUCAUACGCUGUGAGGCUGUGUGAAAAGAUAAGGUGGUGUCUGUCUUUCUUGUGUCUCCAUUUUAUGGACUGCUGCAUCUCAAAUCUCCACGCGUCGGGAGAAACACACACAAAGAGGCCCACAUGUAUACAAGCGGGUUACCGCAGGCGGAAAAAACGAAAAGACAAGAGGCGCUGGGGGCGCGUGCAGCCGGUAUAGAUCGCUGGCCUCCAUAUUCGGUUGUGAUUUAUGAUCGCUCUUCAGCAGAGGCCACAGUCAUUUGGGAGAUGAUGGCCGUAUCGAUCCGGUAAACAGUUUCAUUUGCAGCCGGAGCCACGCCGCUCAAACUCACACGCGCGCUCACAGCCACAGCGCGAACGCACGCGUACAGUAGAUUCACAGCAGGAACAACCCUGGCUCUCCGCUCCACCAGUUCCCCACCUCCUCCACGUCUGCUUUUCUCUAUUCCUCUCCUCCUCCCCCCCCUCCCCAGGCCACCUCACCCUCUCUCGACGCUUUAACCCGUUCCUCUUCUGCCCUCCUUCUUUCCGCCAGCGUCCUCUGCCAGUCACCUGCUUCUCUAAAAAUAUUCUCCCCCAUGCACAGCGUGGCCUCUUUGUUUCUUCACUCCGUCCUAAGGUUCCCGUCAUGCGUUGAAACAGUGACACAUUAAUGGUGAGACUAUAACCGAAGUGGGUCGACAUCCACGGUCAUAGUUUUAAAGGCCGGUGAUGUCAGGUUUCUUCGGUUUCCCGGUAAGAUAAAGUGCUUGAAGAAUCCCCCCAACGAUGCACGGCCAGUAAACACGGCGCAAGGAGGGACUCAUGUGCAAAACAAUGCGGAAUUCAUUUCAUUUAAAAACUUUGAUCCUAAGAAGGACUUCAUCUUUUACUGUCCAUGCAAACGCUUCCUGCUUUCACCAAAAUAAAAGCACAUUUGCAUCGUGUUACUACAACGCAGGGGGAAUAGUGAGCUAUGGCGGCUGGUGCAGCAAUAGUCAGGAAAAAAGCCCAAAAGUCACUGAUUGUCACUGUAAAUUGCGGAUGCCAUUUCUAGCCACGUUAAUAAAGAGCUGGGCCGUUUCAUGUGUUAAAUAUCACACACUGUCCUUGUAGCAAUGAUGGACUGCCGUCAAAACAGCCUUUUUUUUAAUGGUACAUUAUAUUCUUUAGUUUGAUCUUUUAAUAACGAUGUCAGGAAUUAAUCCGGCAUUCGAAAGAAGAAUGUUUCCAGAGUUUGACUGCUGUUUAAUUGGUGUGAUGGGUCAAACCGCCUUAAUUAGCCCUUCUGGUAACUAUAAUUAGCAAAGAGUCAUAGUGUCUGAUGAAGCCCUCAAUGUUCAUUCAAAGGCCUCAAAAGAAUAACGGUGAACCGACUCGACAAACUUAUGCUUUUUUAGAAUAAAAAUGUCCAAAUCAAAAGAUGUAUUGAAUAUGAAUCAUAAACAUCUGUUGAACCCGACGUGUCCUUCUGUGUUUGUGUGUGUGUAAGUGUGUAUCAUUUGUAUACAGAUAACGUUGGAGGAGUAGAACUACACACACCAACAUAUUCCUACACACACAUGUACACUAGAAGGCUUUCAGUUUCUAAAUCAAUCCCACAUCCGUAGCUAAUGCAGUGCCGGGCCCUCUUCAGGAAGCAUUAGGCCUAUUAGUCAAAGUGCGUACGCAUUCCUGUGUGUGUGUAUGCGUGUGUGUAUGCUGGAGUGUGUGUGGAAGCCGCACACUCAGCAGUAGCCGAUCUCAGUGGAUCCUGUGGGGUCAGCAGGUGCAACAGGGAAUGAGGGACCAUCUUAUUGUGUACGUGUGUGUGUACGCGCGUGUGUGUGUGUGUGUGUGCGCGCGUGUGUGUUCCCUCCCCUUGAUAUCCGCUAGGCUCUUUAUCGCUCUAAAAUUAUCCUCCACUUACUGGAAGACACUGGGCGAACUGAGAGGAGAGAGAAAUAUGGCCACUCUAGUUUGAAUGCCUUCCUGGAUCACUUAUGCUCGCCAAACUAAGAGACAAACAGACUUCUUGCUCCGCCAGAAUGAUCUAAUUUAAUAAGUUCGGAAAGGUUAAGAAGUCAAGAGUCAGACGAGGCCUCGGGCGAACCGGAGGAGAUAUUUUAGAUUUGUGAAAAGCAAAACAUCUGGGUCGCUGGUGGGACAUCAUCAGUACCAAAGCUGAACUUAUAACAGGUUACGGCAUCGAAGGCUUCUUCGUGUGCUGCAUAACGACUGAAACACGCCUGGUAAUUACAAGUUACCAGGAUGUAACUCCAGUUAGCUACGGACAUUUGUAAAUAAUUAAAUAGGUAAAAGACCUGAUCAUGUUAAGAACACCCGUACAGAGAUGAGGUGAAAUAAAUAAAUAAUAAUAAAUAGCAGGAAUCCCAUGUGGCCCCUUUUGUCAACUAUUAAACCAGAACUCAAAAUCAAUCAAUCAAUCAAUGGCAAUCCCAUAGAAUCAACAGCAGUCGAUGAAUCUUUUAAAUCUGGCUUAAGAAGCCCUUUGCACAAUAGUGAUUUUGUAGGAAUUUCUUUUAGUGGAAAGUUUAGGGUUUUAUGAAAGUUCUGUCCUGAGAGAAAUCUCCACCCAACCACAAGUUUCUACUUACUGUACUUUUUGCACGAGGAAUAUUUAUUUUAGAAGCUGGCGUCAGCCUUCAAAAACCCAUAAGCUUACAUCACUACACUCUUGAAUGACAUGCUUUCAUCUUACACAUGGCCCUCCAUUUUGCCUUUUAUCUCUUCCCACAUGGCCUCCUCCUCCUCCUGCUGCUGUUGCUCACUGUAUCUGUCCCCUGAGCAUUCUCACAUCGCGAGGUGGAUCAAGUCCCUGCAUCAUCGUGUGAACAUGCACGCUCACAGGGUACAUAGUUGCUCCAUGUAUAGAAUUACAUUUUGCAUUAAAAGCGAAAAGAUUCCAAAUUAGUCAUUAUUUCCAAAUAAACUCAAGUGUGUGUGCUCGGGAUGGAGGCCGGAGGGAAUAUCAGGGAAACCCAUAUAAAUAAAAGCCUUCACCAAUGCCACCAGUAAGUACUCAGAUAUGUGCAGACAGGCCCAGCUAACAGACCCGGAAAGAUGCUGAGGAUAGAAGUUGGGGUAGUGGAUGGAGAGAGUUGGUGGAAAAGUGAAACGGAGGAGAGGAAGGAGGAAACUAGAGGAGAAAGCGAGACGGUGAGGCUGGCCAUUAUAAAUCAUACCCGCUGUUGGCGCCGGCGACGUAUCCUAGCAACCAGACAGACCCAUACUCCUCCCCUCCAUCCCCUCUUCAUCCGACGCUCAGAGCUCGGUUACUUUUAUAACCCACGCUGCACUGGGCCAUGCCCCAAAAACUCAUGACAGAGUGCAGUUUGUGCUCACAGCUGAAUUCCUUAUCUACUGUAUUAACCCCGUGCUAAUCAAAUGUGACGCUAGCUGACCUCUGGGAGCAGACAAAUGGACACACUGCAGACCAGGUCACAAAUACACACAAGGAUAGAAAAUAUAGCAGGGACGUGUUCAGAGACUCUGCUCUGGCGCACCGCUCAGACACAAUGAUACAGCUGACAUAUAUCACUAUGAUACAACAUUCAUUGCGAUCAACUUUUUACUGAGUAUGCAACAGAUCCGGGACCUGUGAGGUGUGAACAAUUAGAAUAACGAUGCAUUGUUUGCAUUAAGCUCCUCGGCUCUUCACAGCGACAUUCUGUCGGAUGUCUACGGCUGCUGAGAAAAGGGCGUCCUGUGCGCGGAGAGACUCUCUCGGGCGGAACGGAGCAUUCGCUGAUGUUUUCUGUCCUUUUUUUCUGCCGUGACACGUCGGCGUGGCUGCUGUGACGAGGGGAUUUAUGUGACUACAAGAAAUGAUGCAAUGUUCACAAGGAGAGACGUCGAGCAAACUGCAACGUUGGGAGGUCACUUUCCACCCAGCUUAAAGGAACAGAGUGUAGGACUAAAUACGGGGCGGCGAUGUCGGGGAAACUACGGGGGUGUAAGAAACACGGACGUAGAAAAAUGGCGGCUCGCUGAGACGACCUGCUCCUUAUGUAGACAUGAAGUGCUCGUUCCGAGCGAGGCAAGAACGCGACAAUCCUUAGUUCCAGGGGAUUAUGCACUGAUUUAAAUAAUACUAUGAAUCCAGUAUAUAUUUGGUUUCUGCUAAUUGAUUUACUAGAAAACCUACAUACUGGACCGUAAAAGAGAAAUUAAAAAGGAUUUAGAGAUUUUUUUCUGAGCCUCCCAAACACCAUCCACAUUUUCUUUUUACAUGGUUUCGCAUCUCUUUGAAUCGAUUUACGCAUUGCGUUUUGCAACAAUAGUGUGCAUCAAUCACACAAAUUAAACCUUUUUAAGAUGCAUACCGGUUUUAAUGAGUAUACGAAACUCUAUGGAACACGCGGUUUAAAUUGGUUCAAAUGCCAGUAUUCACUUGAAAUCCAACCAGUUUAUCUUUACCCACCUAUAUUUGUUAUUAUUUUAAUAACGUGGUGUAAGUAUUACAAGAUAAUGACGUAAUCACGACUUUAAGACACAUCCUCGUCAUCACUGAAUAGAAAACUAAUCAUGCACUGAAUGGCGCAUGUGUGUCUCUUUGUUGUUCUUGCUUCUAAAUGGUGGAACGAGCUCUCUGAUGACAUCAGGACCGCAGAGAGCCUUCAAGAGACAGACUCUACUUCGACUUAAAAGACUAACAAAUCGAUGCACUUAAAUUAUAAUUAUAAUGACUCUUAUCUAUAGCAAGUUGUAUAUCGGCUUAUUUGAUGAAAUUGCACUUUCCUGAUUCUUGUGCUUUUGUGCCUGUAUUCUUAUGGUUGAAAUGCACUUCGUCCAAGUCGCUUUGGAUAAAAGCGUCAGCUAGAUUACAUGUAAUGUAAUAAUGUGUAAUAUUUAUGCAUUCAGGACCUGCACAAGGCGCUUUUCCCCGAGUACAGUGAUGCCACUUGAAUUGUUACUGUUACCACCUCCAAGAUAGAUUAGCCAUAGACCCAUAGAUUAGACAAUUCAGACCCAUUUGUAAUAAGUCUUGCUGAUUGUCCCAGGUCUGAUGAGACCUAACAGACGUUUUGAUCCAGUCCAUUUGCGGCUUACCGGAGGCGAGCGUCUGAUAAAAGAAAAGGAUACACUGUGAAAUCUCUCGCUAGCGUGACAGUACGGCUGAGAGUCACUGAGCAGCCCUAAAAAAGUCACUAAAAGCUUCACGUUACCGGUCUCCAGACGGCUUCAGCCGGCCUCGACUACGCCCUCAUUGUCUACUGCUUUAUGAAAUGUUGAGUGUUCAGCGGAGUGAAAGGACGUUAACGCACAGCGAUAAUAAAAAAAACAAAAAAACAAGAGAGUGUGUGCAUCUAUGAGAGCGAAGGAAAUGAACCACUCAGGAACCACUCAGUGGGCGCACAGUCAAAGAGCCCCCAGAAGUGGAUGGUGUGAGAGGGAAAUUGUGUUUGAGGAAUGAAGGACUAAGUUGUGUGUUGUCUGUGUGUGAGUGUGUGUGUGUGUGUGUGUGUGCGUGUCUGCGUAUACUUAAAGAACACAAGUACGCCACCUUGUGGACCAGGACUGGUUGGACUCCCCUCAAAUUGUCCUUGACCUGGAAAAGGGAGAAAAAUAACCAAACAUUUAUGAGAAAGAGGGGCUUUUUUUUCACGAGUCACCACUGAAAAUUGAUUAAAUACACAGUGAAGCUGCUCACUUGCUGUAAAAAUAAAACUUUUAACAUUUUAACUUUUCUCUUUCAAACAUUGUAUAUAAUGUAUGUUGUUUGCUGGUUGAUUCAGAGGUGGUCUGUAGUUAAGCAGCGUUUCCUGAAGGGUGCUCCUAAUCAUUUCAAGGGUAAAACCUCCAUAGAUCUGUAAGAUAAACAUCCUUUUAACAUUUAAUGAGAUUCAGAGGAAGAAAUUUUAAAAAGUGAGGGUAAAGUGAGAUAGAAAAAGUGCUAUUCCUGCAGCAGCAGGAUCAUACUGUACCACUCAAAUCCUCAAGGAUGAUGAAUUAAAUUAACUCCGCCUUUAAUCUCUUUUCUUAUCUUAAAUUAUAAUAGGAAAUGUAUGCAGAUAAGAAACGGUUUAAUCUCUGUGCCAGCGAUUGUGUUUUCCUGGAUAAUAUUAGUUUGAGGAGAGCGAAAGUCAUCGUCCUUGGUUUGUCAUUGCGAAAGGCUUUCUUGCAGUGCUACGCACAUUUCUGCAUUUCAUUUAAAACAUUUUCCGAGCAACAUGAAGCUUUGCAAAAUGUGGAAAUAUAUAUAUAUUUUUUAAUGGUAUUUACUUAAGUAAUGUUAAAGUAAAUAAUACAAAAGGGUUACUUUAAAAGCAUAAACUGCUAAUGUUCAAUGUGCAAUUCGGCCUCUGAUUGGCUGAGUGACGUGAGACACGUGGGACGGAGUUAGCUAAUGCUAACUGAUAUGCUAGUCGACAAAUCCUCAUCUUUCCUGGGAUUUUAGCUAACGUUACCCUUGUGUUCAAUGUUAUUCUUCUCUAUAAAAACAUAAUUUAUUCGAGGACUGUUCAAGUAAAAAACGUCCCGGUUAAUACAAAAUAUAUUUUUUAUAAAUGUGACCUUACAAAAAUACUACUUCCGUUGUUAACUUGUAACAGAAACCUGGAACAACGUGUUAUGCUAAUUGACAUGCUAACAGUCAAUUAAAUAUCAACGUUACCUUGGUGAAAUGAAGCCAUUGGGGGUCAGCUGUCUAACUUUAGGGAAUUGAUUAUGGUUACACGCCUCUUGAAGAAUCCAUAGCAUUUAUUCGAGAAGCACAAAGUGUGUGGAGGGGGUUUCUUCUAGCAAACUACCGCCAGAGGGUCAAGACGACGACACCGGCUCACCACCAAGGGGCGUCCAUAGCACAUCUACGGACCACGCUGCUGCCUUCACGUGUAGUCGGACGUAUUAACGUCCAGCUCUCUCAAAGCCCUUCUUGUCCACAAAGUGCAAAUUCCUCCGGAUAAUUCGUGUUUUUAUUCAUAUUUGUGUGUUAUUAAAUAAACAAAUGCUGCGUAGACAACGACUUGGGUCAAAGUGUAUUUUGCGAUAAUUGCAGCUGGAACUUCUUUAUAUAAAACGUUGUGUGGAGGUUUUUGCGGAGUGUACAUGAAUGCAUCACACUGAAUUUUGACAGUAGCUUUUCAGAUGGUCGCCAGACCAUCACAAGCACCAUGCGAAGGAUGGCAGAGGAGAUACAACCUACCAAGGAGCAGAGCUCCUGGAUAUUAAGUUGGCUUCCCUCCUGGUGUCCCACCUCCCCCUCUCAUCUGAAAGAUGCCGAGGAAAAAAUGCUCAAGAGUGUGAAUCGGCCCUUCUCCAGGCAGCACGUCCGCAUAUCCAACAACAACUACCUGUGGACCUUAGCUUUUUCCACCAGGCCACAGCCGGGCUCGCUCCCCGAGCCCCCCGCCCGGCACAGAUCUCCUCUGGUUCUGCUGCACGGCUUCGGAGGCGGGAUCGCCCUUUGGGCCCAAAACCUGGACUCUCUCUCCAGCAGCGGGCCGGUCUACUGUCUGGACCUGCUGGGCUUCGGCAGGAGCAGCCGCCCUCGGUUCAGCACCGACCCGGAGGGGGCCGAGGAGCAGUUUGUGGAAGCACUGGAGGAGUGGAGGGAGAAGGUGGGACUGGAGGAGAUGGUGCUGCUGGGUCACAACCUGGGAGGAUACCUGUCUGCCGCCUACACACUCAAAUACCCGCAAAGGGUAAAACAUCUGGUGCUGGUGGAGCCGUGGGGCUUCCCGGCCCGCCCCGAGAACCCCAACCACCACUCCAUCCCAGUGUGGAUCAGGGCCAUGGGGGCCGUCAUGAGCCCCUUCAACCCUCUGGCUGCACUCCGGCUGGCUGGGCCUCUCGGUCCGAUGCUGGUCCAGACGAUCCGGUCGGAUUUCAAGCAGAAAUACUCUUCUGUGUUUGACGACAACACGGUGUCGGACUACAUCUACCACCUCAACGCCCAGACUCCGAGCGGAGAAACGGCGUUUACGAACAUGACCAUCCCCUACGGCUGGGCCAAGCGGCCCAUGCUGGAGAGGAUCGGCCAGGUCCAGGCCCACAUUCCCGUGUCCUUCAUCUACGGGUCGCGCUCCAGCAUCGACAGCGACUCCGGAUACGCCUUCAAGAAAACCAGACCCGACGUGAAAAUCACAGUGAUCAGAGGAGCGGGCCAUUACGUCUUCGCCGACCAGCCCAACGACUUUAACCGGACGGUCCUGCAGAUCCUCGCCGGCACGCAGGAGAAAAAGCCGAGAUGAGGAAGCGAGGCGGCGAGAUCUCCCUCAUUCGGCCGACACACACACACAGACACACACACGGGGUCUAAAUAACACAAAUCCAUUACACAGCCUCAGCCUCUAUCAUGCACUUUAGUCUUAAGUGACAACCGUCCCUCGCCGCAGGUUUCUUCAUCCGUGUUUUGUAAAUAAACGUGAGACGCAGCCUG
Messenger RNA from Gasterosteus aculeatus aculeatus (three-spined stickleback), 8378 nucleotides. RefSeq names its product 1-acylglycerol-3-phosphate O-acyltransferase ABHD5. Gene Ontology annotation, molecular function: carboxylic ester hydrolase activity; lysophosphatidic acid acyltransferase activity. Lineage: Eukaryota; Metazoa; Chordata; Actinopteri; Perciformes; Gasterosteidae. Gene Ontology annotation, cellular component: lipid droplet; mitochondrion. Gene Ontology annotation, biological process: positive regulation of triglyceride catabolic process; phosphatidic acid biosynthetic process; negative regulation of triglyceride storage. The record is from RefSeq and is a predicted model, not a curated record.